AUGAUCACAUCAACACCAAUACAUCCUCAAGCUAAUGGGCAGGCAGAAUCUUCGAACAAGAUAAUCGUCAACAACUUGAAGAAAAGACUAGGAGCAAAGAAAGGAAAAUGGGCAGAAGAAUUACCUUUUGUUCUAUGGGCAGAUAGGACAACUGUGAAGAAGGCUACUGGCCAGACUCCUUUCUCACUGGUAUUCGGGGCCAAAGCAGUGAUUCCGACAAAGAUGGUGAUACUGACAACAAGAUUGAUACAAACAAAUCCUGAAGCUUUGUCUCAAGACUUAGACACCGUCGAUGAGAUGAGGGAUGCCGCAAAACUGAGAAUAGCAGCGUACCAGCAGGGGAUAGCCAAGUCUUAUAACAAGAAUAUAAGGACAAGGAGAUUCAAAACCAAAACCCAUGCACCAAGGGUACAACAAAGUCUAAAGCAUAUUAAAGAUAAUAGUGGAAGGCUUCGUCUUGAAACUCAAAAUCCUUCCACCUUCAACUGUUAUAAUAUUCACAUCAACGACCAAGGGCUUCGUCCUGAAACUCAGGAUCCCUCCACCCUUGGUCAUCAUAUUGUACUAAUGUCUAAAGUGCAGGAAAGUAAAUCGUUCAACAUGCAAGAAAAAGAAAAGUGUUCAAAAACCAACAACCAUUGA
Molecule: messenger RNA, 642 nt
Organism: Helianthus annuus (common sunflower)
Lineage: Eukaryota; Viridiplantae; Streptophyta; Magnoliopsida; Asterales; Asteraceae
Exons: 2
Coding region: 1-642 (213 amino acids)
Biological process (GO): DNA integration
Molecular function (GO): nucleic acid binding
Source: RefSeq, a predicted model, not a curated record